AUUACGAGCAGAUUAUUGGCAACAAUCGUACGCGCAACAUUUCCGAGACUAAUCGUCCUGGUUCUUACGCCUGAGCUCUCUUCGAAAUUUCGAGUUUAUUGAAGAGAACCCAAGCUUGCAACGACGCGCAAUGGCCUCGGGUGCGGCUAAGAGGAAGCUUGUUGUCUGUGGUGGGAAUGGAUUCCUGGGAAGCAGAAUCUGCAAAUCUGCUGUUGCUCAUGGGUGGGAUGUCACGUCUAUAAGUCGGUCCGGUGAGCCUUCCUGGUCGGCCGUUACAUCUUCGCCGAAUGCACCUGCGUGGUCUCGCUCCGUUACAUGGGAGAAAGCCGACAUCCUCAAACCGACAUCGUAUAAGCCGCUGCUGAAGGGUGCGGACGCUGUGGUACAUACAAUGGGCAUUCUGCUUGAAGCGGACUAUAAAGGAGUGCUGCAAGGCAAAGAGCCUAUUUGGAGUGGACUACAACGGGCGUUCAGCGCAUCCAAGGCGGGGAGUCAAAAUCCUCUAGAGAGAAAAGAAGGAGAGGAUCUGCGACCCAAGGAGAAGAAUGGUCAACUGACUUAUGAACUGAUGAAUCGCGAUUCAGCUAUCACGCUCGCGCAAGAAGCAUCCCAUGAGAAUGUUCCUACAUUUCUAUAUAUCUCGGCGGCCGCUGGCGCGCCGAUACUUCCAGCACGUUACAUCAAGACAAAGAGGGAUGCCGAAUCUGCAAUCACAUCUGCUUUCCCGAAUAUGAGGAGCAUCUUUGUCAGACCCGGAUUUCUCUAUGACUCUUCUCGAGGCUUGACUAUGCCCUUGGCCGCACUCACAGGGAUGGGCGCUAUUGCGAAUUCGCUCGUGGGCGGGCAUUUGACUUGGCUGAUGGGUGCUGGUGGUGUGAAACCCUUGAAGGCGGACUUGGUAGCCGAUGCUGCCGUCGAGGCUAUUGGAGAUAAUACCGUGAGAGGUCCUGUCGAGGUACCAAAGAUUGAAGAGCUCGCACAUAAAGCGUGGAGGCGAACCAUGCUCUAGGCCUUGAGGGCAAAAUGGAUACGGAAGGGAAUGGCGCAAGACCCCCGCUGCUGUUGCCGUUAUCGUCUUCAUCAGUGAUUUGCCAAAUUGCCCCAACUUUAGUAGAUCCAAGGCGAAUUGUUGGCGUUGAGAAAUAUUCCAUUACAUAGCUGUACCCCGCUCAAAGCUAUCACGAAUAUCUGCCGUGUACU
This is a messenger RNA of Xylona heveae TC161, 1200 nucleotides long. Its product is annotated as NAD(P)-binding protein. Gene Ontology annotation, cellular component: mitochondrion. The record is from RefSeq and is a predicted model, not a curated record. Bases 131 to 1009 code for a protein of 292 amino acids. Lineage: Eukaryota; Fungi; Ascomycota; Xylonomycetes; Xylonales; Xylonaceae. Gene Ontology annotation, molecular function: protein-containing complex binding. The transcript has 5 exons.